Neospora caninum is the source of this 1872-nucleotide messenger RNA. Its product is annotated as Sugar transporter, MFS superfamily, related. Gene Ontology annotation, biological process: transmembrane transport. Gene Ontology annotation, cellular component: membrane. The transcript has 10 exons. Bases 1 to 1872 code for a protein of 623 amino acids. Gene Ontology annotation, molecular function: myo-inositol:proton symporter activity. NCBI's taxonomy places the organism in Eukaryota, Apicomplexa, Conoidasida, Eucoccidiorida, Sarcocystidae. The record is from RefSeq and is a predicted model, not a curated record.
AUGGCAACCGCAGGCUCUGGGUUGGAGACCAGUUCUUCGAGAGUUGAUCCACCGCAGUCGUUAAGGCCUCUUGAGGCAGGCAUGGGCAACAAACGCAUUCGAAAAUGGAAAUUGUCUGCGACGAAGAAGAGCGAAGCAGCAGGCGUGGACGUCCCUUCUAAAACGCCCUUCACCCCUAUGAUUCUCCUCGUCGUCAGCUUCACUUCGCUUACAGGUCUUCUGAUGGGCUACGAUCUUUGCGUCGUGGCAGUCGUCCUCAGCGAGAUCCAGAAACACUUCAGCCUUUGCGGGGGCAGUUUUUCGUGCUUGGCCAAGUCCAUGUUCGUCUCCGUUCUCGCCCCUGGAGCAGCCGUGGGCAGCGUUAUGGGCGGAUGGAUGUCUGACCGCAUUGGUCGCAAACCCGGCUUGGCUCUCAGCGACGUCUGCCUCCUUUUCGGCAGCAUUGCCAUGGGCGCCGGCGAGGCGUUUUGGGUCAUGCUUCUUGGCCGCUUUCUUAUCGGCAUGGGAGUGGGAUUGGGCUUCGUCGUCUACGCCACUUACACGAGCGAGGUUGCGCCGCCAGAUCGCCGUGGACAGAUUGUCGCGUUUCAGGAAGUCGCCCAGUGCUUUGGCUGUCUAGUCGCGUAUGCUGCGGCGGCGUGCUUCGGCGAAGAUGCCUGGCGGUAUCUGCUCGGAAUGGGCGGCAUUCUCGCGGGAGUUCAGAUUGUGGGCGAGAUUUUCAUCUUGCCGGAGACGCCCCGAUUCUUCGUCCAGAAAGGCCAGGAGGAUCGGGCGGCAGCGUCGUUACGAAGACUGGGCGUGACAGAUGAAGCAGAAGUCGCUUGCAUCAUUGAAGAGCUCAAGGCUGACCGCGACAGCUUCGAGGACGAGAUUGGGGAGCCCGAUGUGGCCUUGACUGACGCCUCCGGCAGGACGUCUUCUCUCGCGAAAAUGCGAAGGCAGUGCAAGAAUGCUCUCAGUCGAUUGCACCGGCACCGCAGGAGCCUGUUCAUCGCUGUCGGUUGCGCAGUUGCCCAAAACAUGACUGCUGCGAACAGCGUGAUCUACUUCACCGUCGACAUCUUCCGCCUUGCUGGAGUCUGUAAUCCCCUGAUUCCUGGCGUUGGGGUUGGCGUUGUCAAGUUUCUUGGCGUCGUGGUCUGCAUUCUCCUCGUCGAUCGGUGGGGCCGGCGGUCGCUUCUGCUCACGGGGACUGUUGGGACGUUCCUUUGUCUCCUUCUGAUGGCUACGGGUUUUGCGCUACAGGGUGAAGGCGCAGCAGAGGCUGCACAAGAAGCCUGUGCGGCCGCAGGAGGAACGAACGACGGGAUCUCAGGUUCCGCGAAACUCCUCAUUUCCACUCUUCUCUUCUAUAUCUACUUCUGGAACAUGAGCUGGGCUGCCCUAAUGUUUGUUGUCGCCAGCGAGGUCUUGCCGACACGGUUGCGAGGGCUCGGCAUGGGGAUGACCAUCACCACGUUCUGGCUCUUCUCCUUCGUUGUCCAGUCCUCGCUAGAACCUCUGUUCUCGGCCGUUACGAUUCCAGGCACGUUUGGUUUAUUUGCGUUUUUGAACUUCUUCGCGCUCCUGUUCGUCGUCUUCGUUGUCCCCGAGGGCAAGGGACGAUCGCUCGAAGAGGUGCAAAGGGCGAGCGGGGCGCGCAAGUCCCCGUCUCUCGGUCCGUCGCGCAGCCCCUGCAGAUCGCCAGAGAAAGCGAUGGACGCUGGACGGCAGCGCUCUUCGCCGCCUGAGUGCGAGUUGCGCAUCCUCGGGGAGGAAGGCAAAAGCGAAAGGAAGGGGGAAGGCGACGAGGAAAGUUCACCGAACAGACAGACGCACGCAACCGCGAGCCUUCUCGAUUUCGGGGAAGCGCCGACAAAACCCGAGAAGUGA